Molecule: messenger RNA, 1418 nt
Organism: Athene cunicularia (burrowing owl)
Lineage: Eukaryota; Metazoa; Chordata; Aves; Strigiformes; Strigidae
Gene: VMA12
Product: transmembrane protein 199
Exons: 7
Coding region: 1-507 (168 amino acids)
Biological process (GO): vacuolar proton-transporting V-type ATPase complex assembly
Cellular component (GO): endomembrane system
Source: RefSeq, a predicted model, not a curated record
AUGACCCCCCCGCCCCCCCCAGCCGCACUGGCCUCCGAAGGCGCCCUGGUGCCCUUCAGCCUGCUGCGGAGGCUGCACGCCGCGCUGCGGGAAGCAGGGUCCCCGCUGUACCUACACCAGCUCCUGGAAGGCUGCGAGAUCGACCUGCCCGAGGUGCCGGUGCCGCCGCGGAACCCCGAGCUGGUGGCCCGGCUGGAGCGGAUAAAGGCCAAGCUGGCCAACGAGGAGUACCGGCGGAUGACCCGCAAUAUCACGGGCCAGGAGAUGAAUGGGACAUUGGCUGAAUUUGGGAGGCAAGUUCGCUCUGUUAAAGCCGUUGUCAUCACCAUAGUCAACUACGUUGUCACCGUGGUGGCUGCCUUCGCCUGCACCUACCUGGGCAGCCAGUACGUUUUUGUGGAGACGGCAGCGCGUGUCCUGUCAGCGGUAAUUGUGGCCUCGGUGGUUGGCUUGGCUGAGCUGUAUGUGAUGGUGCGGACCCUUGAAGGGGACCUUGGGAAACUGUAAUUGCACACAUGAACCAUGGCCCUCAUCCUGGAGGCUUUUGCCCUCCCCAGGAGUCAUUAAUUUGGGGCAGGUUUAUCUUCUACCAACUGUUUGUACCUGCUCCUGGGAAGACUGCUGCAUUCCUCAGGCCUUGUCUUUUGCUUCCUGCUCCUUAAUGUUUCUGAAAUGAAUCGUGGAUUAAAAAUCCUGCAGCUGCACAACAGGAGAGGGAAUUUCUGUGGACUGUCCCCACCCCAGCACAGAGAGGGAUGUUAGCUUCUGCUGUUCCCGUUCUCCUGUGAAGUUGCUGUUGUUUUAUUCUGGAAAUAAAAAACAUUGGUAUGUUUGCAAUCUUCUUCCUGCCUGAUGGGAGAUGUCUGUUGCUGUAUGGAACACAGACCUGCCAUCUGAAAGACACCGCAGAGAGCUGUGAAUCUUCCCUCCACAUCCUGCUCCUGCCGAAACCUCCCUUUGCCUGUGUGAGAGACGACUUGUAACUCCCUGAAACAGGCCCUGAGAGGAACAGGCCUGUGAGAGAUCAGGGAUGGGGGGGAGCGGGGGCUCUGCGAGCUGAGGAACAUCUCCAAGACUCGCGAGUAACAAAUCGAUGGUCACGGGGCGAUCGUGUGGCGUUUGGCGCUGAUCAGCUGCCUGGACAGCACAGGAGGGGCUGCAGGGGGGAGCCCUGUGGGGAGCAGGAUGGUUCUGCUCUGGGGCAGCUUGUUCUGGUGAAUGAUCUUUGCUUUGUUAUCCGUGAAAUGCAUAUUAAAGUUGACACCCUGCAUAUGCUAAUGAAGAUUAACAAGGUCAUGCUAAUUACAUCAUCCCGUGAAGCAUCUUACCAUCCACGGGAUACGUAGGUAUGUGGGUCGACCCAGGGGAUGGACCCAAGGAGAGUGUGUAUAAAUUGAGGGGGGGGCGAGGAGUGAAAG